AGUGGGGUGGGGCACGCCGGGCCGGGCCGGGCGGGGCAAUCGCUGGGCGAUCGCGGGGCAGGCGCCGAGGUGGCCCGGGAGCUGGGGAGACCGCCUCGGGGCUGCUGAGCGGCUCGCGUUCCCCGCGAUGCGGAGGUCGGACCCCGGCAGCUGCUGACCGCUGUGCUCCGGCCUCGGGAAGCGAGGGGCGCCCAUGGCGGAGCCCUGUGAGUGCGGCGGGCGGGCGUCCGCGGGCAGCGGGAGCCCCGAAGAGGAGGACGACGAGGAGCGGGAGCCGCUGCUGCCGCGCGCCGCCGGGGCCCACCCGCGGAGAGCCGCGCCGGGUGGCGCCGUGAGGCUGCAGGAGGCGGCGCGGGGCCAGGACGAGGCCGGCGACGAGGAACCGCUGCUCGCGUGCGGGGACUCCCGGAUUCUGGACGUGGACUCGGACCGGAGCCGCUCUGCGAUCUCAGUAACUUCCAAUUCGUUCUUGGAUGAUCCAGAGUUUGCUGAAAUUAUAGCAAAAGCAGAGCAAGCCAUAGAACUUGGAGUGUUUCCAGAGAGAAUCUCUCAAGGGUCGAGUGGAAGUUACUUUGUGAAGGAUCCUAAGAAGAAAAUUAUUGGGGUGUUUAAACCCAAAUCAGAAGAGCCUUAUGGUCAACUGAAUCCAAAGUGGACCAAGUAUGUCCACAAGGUCUGCUGUCCCUGCUGCUUUGGCAGAGGCUGCCUGCUCUCUAACCAGGGAUUCCUUUCCGAAGCUGGUGCCUACGUGGUAGAUAAAAAGCUUCAUCUGGGCAUUGUACCAAAAACAAAGGUGGUUUGGCUCGUCAGUGAGACAUUUAACUACAAUGCAAUUGACCGUGCAAAAGCAAAAGGCAAAAAGUACGCCUUAGAGAAAGUGCCAAAAGUAGGCAGAAAGUUUCAUCGGAUAGGACUUCCUCCCAAGAUUGGUUCCUUUCAGUUAUUUGUUGAAGGUUACAAGGAGGCUGAAUAUUGGCUUAGGAAAUUUGAAGCUGAUCCUUUGCCUGAGAAUAUUAGAAAACAGUUUCAGUCACAGUUUGAAAGAUUAGUUGUUUUGGAUUACAUCAUCAGAAAUACAGACAGAGGAAAUGAUAAUUGGUUAGUCAAAUAUGAAAACAAGAAAAUUGAUAAUGAGGAAUCCAACUGGAUUGAUGAUAAAGAAUUGCUUAUUAAAAUAGCUGCAAUUGAUAAUGGGCUAGCGUUUCCCUUUAAACAUCCUGAUGAGUGGAGAGCAUAUCCAUUUUACUGGGCUUGGCUUCCUCAAGCAAAAGUUCCUUUUUCUGAAGAAAUAAAAAAUUUGAUUCUACCAUGUAUUUCUGACAUGAACUUCGUGCAAGAUUUGUGUGAAGAUCUUUAUGAACUUUUUAAGACUGACAAAAACUUUGAUAAAGCCACUUUUGAAAGUCAGAUGUCUGUCAUGAGAGGCCAGAUCUUAAACCUCACCCAGGCGCUGCGAGACGGAAAGAGCCCUAUGCAGCUGGUGCAGAUGCCCUGCGUGAACGUGGAGCGCAGCCAGGGGCGCGGGCAGGGCCGCCUCCUCCACCUGACCAGCACUUUCACCCAGACCAUCCACUGCAGGAAGCCCUUUUUCUCCUCCUGGUAGUAGAUGUAAGACAGUCGGCGGCAGCAUUGGUUGUUAAAAUAUUCUAUUUACAUCUGCUCCUGCUGUCAACAGCUCAAGUCAUUGAAGUCUUUAAAAAAAGUUUCCUUUUGAAUGUAAUCAAAAGUUUACAGUUUUUUAACCAAAUAUUAAAUUCCAUUUCAGGGAAGAAAUGAUAUAUCUCUUCUAUUGUAUUUUUGUAGAAAAUUGUAUAGGUUGUUGUUGUUGGUUUAGAAGAAUACACCUCAUUGUAUAUUCAUGCUAGAACUGCCAUUACUGUAGAAUUCCAAAUGGAAAAAUAUAGUUGUUGACUUUGAAAACAGUAACAUUGGGGCUGGGGAUUUAGCUCAGCGGCAUAAGCACCUGCCUUGCAAGCAGGCGGUCAUGAGUUUGAUCCAUAAAAAUGAGAAAGAUAAAAAAAAAAAAAAGAAAACAGUAACAUUUUAUGUAUUUUUUAAAGAUUGGAGAGAGUGUUCAUUUUGACUCUUUUUACAUUGCAUUACAAAAGGCCUUUGAGAGUGGCUGGGUCUGAAGUUACUCUGCUCCUCCCACAGAAGAGUCAAUAGAACUGUAGGAAAGACUAAAGCAAAUUCAAGUUGCCUUAAUUUUAUAAGCUGCUAUGUUAGAACUGGAAUAAGAGAACCUAUAUGGUCAUUAUUGGGGAUCUGAAAAUUAUAUUUUGUUAAGUGACAAAUGACCAUAAUUCUAUUUUAUAAUUUUUUUUAUCUUGUUUUAGUAAAUAAAAUCUAAAGACAUUCCUCCUUUUCUUUAAAAAAAAAAAAAUGGAAGCACUCAUUUUCCUGAGGGGAAUAAUAUAAAAUUGAGGUAGAUCAUCAGUAUUUUCAAAUUAAAAAAAAAAAUCCUUAAAUAGUCCUUUUUAUUUCUUGUAUAGGAUCAAGUAAUUGAGUAGUUACUACUUCAAAAUAAUGAUCUUGUUCAAUUUAGUACUUUAGUAUUAAACUUCACUGAAAAGUGCCUCAAAGUAUAUAUUAGAUUUCAUUUUGGGGUCCUGUGUUUGUAAAUGCAUAAAAAUGUACUCGAAAUUGUAAGAAACAAUGUUAGAUUAUUAGCCCAAUUUGAGGGAAAAAUGAGAGAGGACCAUAAAAUCAGUUCUGUUUGAUUUUGAAAUUUAAUUUUGUACCUUCUUUUGAAUACCAAUAUGUCUCACAUUCUUGGAAUUUGUAGUGCUGUGAAGUCAUGCGUUAUUAAGUUGAGAUGCGCCAACUAUGAAGAUGAGCUUCUGAGAAGAAAACCUUUUAUCUGUUCUUCAGUCUCAAAACCAGUAGCAUCAAUACUCAGACUAAACUGGGCAGGCCCUUGGUAGGCUUGGCCUUUUGUCUUGUGAGUUUACGUGGAGAUUUCUGAAUGAGUUAUUUUUGUAUGACAGGAACAUGGGGCAGCCAGCCCGGGAUCUGAGUCUCUGGCGGCUGCCCUCAGGGAGUCACUGGAAAUCUGUUUUCCACCUUUUCCCACCCUCCAUUAGUUCUCGGGGAGAGAAUGGAAACUUGACUAGAAAUUCAACACUCAACCUGUUACCCUUCAGUAAAUAUUUGUGAUUAAAAUGUGCCUUUCAAAGAUGUAUUCUCAAAGAAAAGAAGUAAGUUGUAAUGUGGGUAUGACUUUGAUAAUAGUUUUUUUCAGUAUUUUUGAGAAUUACUAUAUUAAUUUUUAUAAUAGAAAAUGUAGUAAACUGCUACUGUUUUAUAUGCUAAAGUUAGUGUGAGAAUUUUUUAAGUGUCUGACCAUGCUUGAAAAGUAGAGAUAUUUAAGAUUACAAGUCGAGUACCUUGGCUGUGUUUUGUAAACUUUCAUCAACUUAAUUCUUAUUUAAGUAUUGUUUUUCCAAUGAGUAUAUUUAUAUUGUCAAACAUGGUAGACUAAACAUAAUAAAAAUCAUUGUCUUAAAGCUAAA
Cavia porcellus (domestic guinea pig) is the source of this 3512-nucleotide messenger RNA. RefSeq names its product phosphatidylinositol 4-kinase type 2 beta (gene Pi4k2b). Gene Ontology annotation, biological process: phosphatidylinositol phosphate biosynthetic process; endosome organization; Golgi organization. Gene Ontology annotation, molecular function: 1-phosphatidylinositol 4-kinase activity. Gene Ontology annotation, cellular component: plasma membrane; lysosomal membrane; endosome. The record is from RefSeq and is a predicted model, not a curated record. The coding region runs from base 194 to 1603 and encodes 469 amino acids. Lineage: Eukaryota; Metazoa; Chordata; Mammalia; Rodentia; Caviidae. The transcript is spliced from 10 exons.